Molecule: messenger RNA, 567 nt
Organism: Gossypium arboreum
Lineage: Eukaryota; Viridiplantae; Streptophyta; Magnoliopsida; Malvales; Malvaceae
Exons: 3
Coding region: 1-567 (188 amino acids)
Molecular function (GO): nucleic acid binding
Source: RefSeq, a predicted model, not a curated record
AUGUUUGUUCGUCUCAGUUUAUUCCAUGAUGGUAGUUUACUGGCCGAACUCCAAGUUAAACCUAGGUGGAUUGAGCAGAUUAAAGAUAAGCAGCUGGAGGAGGAGUCACUAGGUUCUAGUUUUCGACAGAUAGAGAAUGGGGAGACCUCAGAUUUUGGGCUGAAUAGCAAAGGGAUACUGUAUUUCCAUGGUAGAGUAUGUGUAGCGAAAGAUACUGAUUUGAGGCAGUUCAUAUUGCAAGAAGUGCAUAAUAGUCCUUACGCUAUGCAUCCUGGCGAGAAUAAAAUGUACCAGGAUCUUCAGGAAUUACAUUGGAGGCCAGGACUUAAGCGGGAAGUUAAGGCGGAGCAUCAGUUGCCUUCAGGGUUGCUUCAGAUUGUCAAGAUUCCGCUUUGGAAAUGGGAGAGAAAACUGGCUAAGCUGUAUGUAUCCGAAAUUGUGAGACUGCAUGGGGUACCGAUUUUUAUUAUAUCCGAUAGAGAUCCUCGCUUUACGUCUCAAUUUCGGAAGAAGUUGCAUGAGGCACUGGGGACGAGGUUGGACUUCAGUUCUAUGUUCUAUCCUUAG